AAUUUUUCUUUCAACACAAUGAAGUAAUAAGCCAAAUUUACCCAAUAAAUAGGAGAAUAAUUUUCUACGAUCUUAUAUAUACAUAACAAAGUAUUAUGGUAUUUGAUUUUUAGUGAUAUAUUUGACUACAUUACAAAUAAUUCAAGAGCUUAUACUUACAAAUGAAAAGAAGAAUUUGGUUUUGUCACAUAUUGCUCAUGAUACCAUGGUUUUUGGUGUACACAAUGGGACAUGUAACGGUAGACGAAAAGGCAGAAGCAACAAUACCAAACACAGCUUUAUCUCCACCAGAAGGAAACACUACAUUCCUUGAUGCAACAACUUGGUGUGUAGCAAUUCCUUGGGCACCUCAAAUGAAUCUACAGAUAGCACUGGAUUGGGCUUGUGGUGAAGGAAAAGCCGAUUGCAGUCUGAUCAAAGCCGGUGGACUGUGUUACGAGCCUAAUACGGUGGUUUCACAUGCUUCUUAUGCCUUCAAUGCGUAUUAUCAGCAGAAUGGUAACAAUGACAUUGCUUGCAACUUUGGUGGAACAUCUACAUUAACAAAGAAAGACCCAAGCUAUGGUAAAUGUUCUUAUGCUGCUUCCAGCCUCAGCCCCCUACGCUCGUCGACCACAAAGCAAGAUGCACAUAAUGUACUCAUUGGCAUUUUGAUGCUAUUAUACAUGACAAUAUGGUACAAUUAGACGUGAUUAUGUGAUUAAAAUAGGAGGAGAAUAUUUAGCUCAAGGACAGUAGUUAAGGAACGCUUUAAACUAAGUACUUUUGUUUGGAGAUUAAAACUAUUAUUUUGUUAGAAGGAUGCUUUUCUUUG
Molecule: messenger RNA, 814 nt
Organism: Chenopodium quinoa (quinoa)
Lineage: Eukaryota; Viridiplantae; Streptophyta; Magnoliopsida; Caryophyllales; Amaranthaceae
Product: major pollen allergen Ole e 10-like
Exons: 4
Coding region: 162-686 (174 amino acids)
Source: RefSeq, a predicted model, not a curated record